This is a messenger RNA of Phalaenopsis equestris, 681 nucleotides long. RefSeq names its product ATP-dependent zinc metalloprotease FTSH 12, chloroplastic-like. NCBI's taxonomy places the organism in Eukaryota, Viridiplantae, Streptophyta, Magnoliopsida, Asparagales, Orchidaceae. Gene Ontology annotation, molecular function: ATP binding; ATP-dependent peptidase activity; metalloendopeptidase activity. The record is from RefSeq and is a predicted model, not a curated record. Gene Ontology annotation, cellular component: chloroplast thylakoid membrane; m-AAA complex. Bases 1 to 681 code for a protein of 226 amino acids. Gene Ontology annotation, biological process: protein-containing complex assembly; mitochondrial protein processing; embryo development ending in seed dormancy. The transcript is spliced from 7 exons.
AUGUCGUCCUUUCCACUGGAUCAGCUUGUCUUUCGAACAGUUGGCUAUUCUGGUGCGGAUAUUCGCAAUCUAGUCAAUGAAGCGGCAAUAAUGUCUGUAAGGAAAAACCACUCUUUGAUCUCCCAACAAGAUAUAGUUGAUGCCCUUGAUAAACAGUUACUGGAGGGCAUGGGUGUGCUUCUUACAGAGGAAGAGCAACAAAAAUGUGAAGCUAGUGUAUCGCUCAAUACAAAAAGACUGUUAGCUGUGCAUGAGGCUGGUCACAUACUGUUGGCUCAUCUUUUCCCUCGGUUUGAUUGGCAUGCAUUCUCCCAGCUACUUCCUGGCGGCAAGGAAACUGCAAUUUCUGUUUUCUAUCCUAGAGAAGAAAUGGUGGAUCAAGGUUAUACCACCUUUGGUUACUUAAAAAUGCAAAUGGUGGUUGCACAUGGUGGCCGAUGUGCUGAAAGACUUGUGUUUGGGAAUGACAUCACUGACGGAGGAAGAGAUGAUCUGGAAAAGAUUACAAAAAUUGCGAGGGAGAUGGUCAUUAGUCCUAGAAAUUCAAGAUUAGGCCUUACCACCUUAGUACGAAGAGUUGGAAUGAUGGAUCGACCGGAUAGUUCGGAUGGUGAGCUUCUCAAAUAUAAGUGGGAUGAUCCUAGUGUUGUUCCUGCUGGCAUGACUGUUGAAGUUUCAUAG